UAUGUCAAGAUGGACCAAACAAUACGUGAUAAGCUCUCACAACUGGUUGAGAAGUUGACUACCUCUGGAGAACCACAGUUAAAUCAAGACAAAAUGAAGGAAGUGAAGAAAAUAUGCAAAGUUUCCACUGACUAUGUCGAUAAUUUCUACAACUUGAUUAUGACCCAGCUGAACCAAGAGCAUGCAGAGAUCCGUCUCUCUGCCUUCCAAAUGGUCAAUGAGAUUUUCAGCCGGUCGCAUCACUUCAGAGGUCUUCUCAUCACAAUCUUUCAGGAGUUCCUGGAACUUACAGUAGAAACAGACACUGAGCAACCGUUGCCUCCACCCAAAGAGGUGGUGAGAAAACUAAGGACACUUGCCAUUCAGACUGUGCAGUCAUGGCACGCCACGUAUGGAGAGGCGUACAAGAAACUGUCUCUGGGAUAUCACUUUCUUAAGCAGAUUGAUGCCAUCAAUUUUCAUGAUGUUGAAGCAAGAACACUGGCUGAGAGAAAAAUACAAAAGGAGAAACAGAAGAGACUGGAAAGAAUUUACAAAGAGAAGCUUGAAAAGGCCAAACAGGAAAUGGAGGAAAUGACGACUGAGAUUGAGGAAACCUUGACUGAGAUGAACAACUGCAUAAAACUGCUUGCAACCGAUGACUUAAACCUGUUUAACGAGGAAGCAGCAGUUGCUAAAACCUCUGCGGGAGCUGAGAACAUAUCUGACCAACCCUGCUGCAGUAAAGACCUGAGCAAUGAGCAGAACGGAAAGAUGACCGAGAAGACAAAUGAGAAAACAGACAAGUGUAGUGACGAGAGUGACACAGAGGAAGUUCCUGAUGAGGACGCGUUUCUCCGCAGCACUGGUUUAAUGUCUUAUAGAUAUCAGCUGGAGCUCAAUGUGUCCACAGAUUUAAAAUUGAGGGAGACGGAGGAGAAUGAAGCCAUAGUAAACACUGUGAGGGAUCUUCAUAGACUCAUCACAACCAGACACCUGCCUCUUGUGCAGUCCUGGAUCCAGGUCUUUACAAAGGUAGGUGUUGAGGAAGAACUGAUGAGGAAAGCCACUGAGUUAAAGAAAUCACUGGAGUAUGCCUUGAGAAAACACGAGUGUCUUCAUAUAGAUUACAAAAACAGAGAAAGAAGAGUGAUGAGAGCUCCUGAAGAUGGAGAAGAUGACGACGAUGAUUUUGUAGACGUGCCGGAAAAGGAGGGCUAUGAACCUCACAUUCCUGAACAUCUGCGUGCAGAGUAUGGACUUGAUGAAACUCCCUCAACGUCAACCUCUGGGGCCAAAGCCAAGCCAUCAAAACCUGUUCCUCUUGUGUCCUCCAGUCUCUCUCGACUCAAGAGGAAGAUGUAUGAUGAAGAGCAGGACCCCACCUAUGCUGCUGCAACGCUGCGUGUGCUCAAACAGAGGAUUCAUUCUACUCCUUCUACAAGUAUGUCUGGGGGCUCUACUGAGGUCGCAGUGUGCAGCAGUGACCAUGGGGGCUUAAACAAAGACUAUGCCUCUGUUAAGGCCCCUGUCGUUCCGUUUGGUGUGGAUCUUUACUACUGGGGAGAGGAGCAGCCCACUGCUGGCAAAAUCAUCAAGAACGCAUCACAGCACCAGUUCUGGGUGCCUCAUGAGGUGGAGGAGGAAGUGUCUGCAGAGAUGAAGUCUAGAAUUAUCACCUUUGCUGGGAAAUGUAAACCUGUGGAGCACAAGUGCAAAGCACCAAUGCCAAAUGGAUCGUUGUGUGAACGCCAAGACAGAGUAAAGUGCCUGUUCCAUGGACGCAUUAUCCCUCGGGAUGAGCUGGGCAGGCCUGUUAGCCCAGAAGAUGCACUGCGAUUGGAGAAGGAAAAGAGGAAGGGCGAGGAGGAGCAGCCAGAUUGGCGAGACCCAGAGCUCAUGAGGGAGAUCGAAGCUGCAACUGGAGAAGAUCUGGGCUCCUCAAAGACGUACGGGAAGGGAAAGAAUGGCAACAAAGGAAAGUCAAAGAAAAAGUACCCAAACCUUACAGAUUUAAAGCAAAAUGCCAGUACAUCUCGUUCAAGACUAGAGAAGAAAGUCUUUAACAAGAGCUCCAUGAGACGAGUUACGGAGGUCAUGAACAAGAUGGACAAGAGGCAACAUGAGAAAUUUUCAAAUCAAUUUAACUAUGCACUGAAUUAAAGGAUACAGCCGUACUGCCACACACCAGUUUGGAUUUUUAUGCAGAACAAAAGCACAUCGUUAAUACUGUGCCUCAAA
This is a messenger RNA of Sinocyclocheilus rhinocerous, 2220 nucleotides long. RefSeq names its product UV-stimulated scaffold protein A-like. Lineage: Eukaryota; Metazoa; Chordata; Actinopteri; Cypriniformes; Cyprinidae. Gene Ontology annotation, biological process: response to UV; transcription-coupled nucleotide-excision repair. The record is from RefSeq and is a predicted model, not a curated record. Gene Ontology annotation, cellular component: chromosome. Gene Ontology annotation, molecular function: RNA polymerase II complex binding.